AUGGCGCCCACGAGAUCAUUGCUGCACUAUGUAUGCGGCCUCGUCCUCCUCGCCUGCUGCGCCCAGGCGCUGAGGUUCGAUCUCCACGCUACUAGCACCCACGAGGGCAAGAAGGAGCGCUGCAUCCGCAACUUUGUUGCCAAGGAUACGCUGGUUGUUGUCACGGCCACCGUGGACGGUCACAAGGGUGACGGCAUGGUCGUCAACAUGCACAUCAGAGAUGCCGUUGGCAACGACUACGGAAAGCCCAGGGAUAUUGCUGGUGGUGAGAAGCGUGUCGUCUUCACCUCUCACGCCGACGCUGCCUUUGAUGUCUGCUUUGAGAACAUCCUGUCCGGUUCCAGCCGUAGUGGCUCCACGAGCCGCCACAUUGAGCUCGAUAUCGACAUCGGCGCGGACGCCAAGGACUGGAACGCCAUUCAGGCAACGGAGAAGCUGAAGCCUGUCGAGGCUGAGCUUAGACGCAUCGAGGAGCUUGUUUCUGAGAUCAACACCGAGAUGGACUACCUGCGCGCGCGUGAGCACAAGCUGCGCGACACCAACGAGAGCACCAACACCCGUGUCAAGUGGUUCGGUAUCGGCACCACCAUGAUCCUCGUCGGUCUUUGGGGCUGGCAAAUCAUGUACCUGCGGGCUUACUUCAGGUUCGUCACCGUUCUUGCAAAUGAUGGCGGUAUCGCACGCCGUUUGGGUUCCUCGCCCGUCGCCAGAGCUCCCCUCGCCACCCGCAGAACCUUCGCCGACAAGAAGACGACGCCCGUAUACAGCGAGAAGGCCGUCAACAAGGAGCUGGGCGUCGGCGAGCUCGAGGGAAUCAAGUUCCGCGUCGAGCCUCUCAGGCGUACAGGCGAGGACGAGCGAACCAUGCGCGCCCGUCUGCUCUACCAGUCUCGCAAGCGCGGCACUCUCGAAUCCGACCUCCUCCUCUCGACCUUUGCCAACGAGAACCUCCCCGUCAUGACCAAGGCCCAGAUGCAGCAGUACGACCUCUUCCUCGACGAGAACGACUGGGACAUUUACUACUGGGCAACACAGGAGGAGGCGCCCUCCAACUCGGCCACCACCGCCGGCCACUCUGAGAGUCUUUCUUCCUCAACAGCCGAGGCCGCGGAGUCCUACCGGGGCAUUGACCCCGGCGCGACGGCGACCGUCGAUGCCGGCAAGAAGCGCGAGGACCUCCGCACGCAGCCCCCGCGCGCCGGCGAGUGGUCCAACACCAUCGGCACCUUCAAGGCCGCAUACAGACCCGUCCCCGUGCGCUGGCAGAACACGGAGAUCCUGGACAUGCUGAGGAAGCACGUGCGUAGCCGCCGCGCCGACGGAACCGUGGGCGUCCAUCGCGAUGUUCAAGAGCGUAAGGAGGGCGGCCUGGGUUUCAUGCCGCCUCUGUUUGACGUCGACAGGGCCGGCAAGAAAUGA
Messenger RNA from Colletotrichum truncatum, 1419 nucleotides. NCBI's taxonomy places the organism in Eukaryota, Fungi, Ascomycota, Sordariomycetes, Glomerellales, Glomerellaceae. The record is from RefSeq and is a predicted model, not a curated record.